Molecule: messenger RNA, 5679 nt
Organism: Solea senegalensis (Senegalese sole)
Lineage: Eukaryota; Metazoa; Chordata; Actinopteri; Pleuronectiformes; Soleidae
Product: putative ATP-dependent RNA helicase Pl10
Exons: 21
Coding region: 315-2651 (778 amino acids)
Biological process (GO): cell differentiation; gamete generation
Cellular component (GO): nucleus; P granule
Molecular function (GO): RNA helicase activity; ATP binding; RNA binding
Source: RefSeq, a predicted model, not a curated record
UUCAUUCCAGCACGGUCGCGUCUGCCGGGAAGGAGUUUCUGUUCUGCGGCUCCACUGUCGUCAUUUCAUCCCCAAACUUGAAAGGAAAUUCUAUUUAUAUAACAAAGCGUACUUUUAUUUAUUUAAAAUAAAAAGAAACAACGCAGUCGUCUUAGUAAUCUGACGCGUAACCGCCGCUUGUAUAGAUUUAAUUACAAGUAUUAAAUACAUUUAAGAAAAAGGAAGGCUAAGUUAACGUUAGCAGCAUUAGCCCGUGAAGCUAACAAAGAAAAUCGUUUUCUCUUCAGAAAUAAUCGUCACUUCUCUCUUUAGUUAUGAGUCAUGUGGUCAUUGAUAAUCAACACGGUCUAGAUCAGCAGCUUGCUGCCCUAGACUUGAACUCUGCUGACGGACAAGGCGGAGGAACUGGCAGGCGUUAUAUUCCACCUCACCUGAGGAACAAAGAUGCUUCCAAAAAUGCAGGAAAUGCUUAUUCCGCUGGUAGACAGUGCGGUUAUUCAGUGGCACCAGUAAAUCUCUUUUCUCCUAAGCAGUGUCCACAGCCAUGGCAAGCAGAGUGUCAGCAAAGACAGAGAAAUAACUUUAUUCCAGGAUGGGAUGACUGUAAGAUUGGUUACCCAAGACUGGCCUCUCAAGAGCUUGCCUUUUACCAUGCCUACAGUGGGGGCUGGCGAAACAGAUGUGACGCUCCAGGAUGGGACGGCGGACGCAGCAACGGAUUUGUGAACGGUUACCACGACAACCGCACAAACGGGGGCUUCGGAGGGCGAGGACCCCCUCGCAACGAUAGAGGUGGGCGUGGCGCCUACCGUGGUAACAGGGGUGGAGGCUCGUUUAAUCAGCCAUUACAGAACGCAGGAUUCGGCACCUACGAAAACAAAGACAGCAACUGGGGAGGAGGGCAGCCGCGGGACGCCGCCUACAGCAGCUUUGGAGGCCGGACUGAUCGCUCCAAGUCCGCCUUCUUCAACGACCGUGGGGCCGGCUCAAGAGGAAGAUACGAGCGCGGCGGCUUCGGUGGCGGUGGAGGAAACAGCCGCUGGGCGGAGGACGCCAGAGAAGACGAUUGGUCCAAACCCACUGCUCCCAACGAACGCCUGGAGCGUGAACUCUUCGCUGGAAGCAACACUGGGAUCAACUUUGAGAAGUACGAUGAUAUUCCCGUGGAGGCCACUGGGAACAAAUGCCCACCCCACAUCGAGAGUUUCCAUGACGUGGAAAUGGGGGAGAUCAUCAUGGGGAACAUCGAUCUGAGCCGCUACACUCGUCCCACUCCAGUCCAGAAGUACGCUAUCCCCAUCAUCAAGGCCAAGAGGGACCUGAUGGCCUGUGCCCAGACUGGCUCUGGUAAGACGGCUGCCUUCUUGCUGCCCGUGCUGAGUCAGAUCUACACUGAGGGUCCAGGAGACGCUCUGCAGGCUGCCAAAGGCGGUGGACAGGACAAUGGAAGGUACGGCCGUCGUAAGCAGUACCCGAUCUCCCUGGUGUUGGCCCCCACCAGAGAACUGGCCCUGCAGAUCUAUGACGAGGCGAGGAAGUUUGCCUAUCGCUCACACGUGCGUCCCUGUGUGGUGUACGGCGGCGCUGACAUUGGUCAGCAGAUCAGGGAACUGGAGAGAGGCUGCCACCUGCUGGUAGCCACACCCGGCCGUCUGGUGGAUAUGAUGGAGAGGGGAAAGAUCGGCCUGGAAUAUUGCAACUACCUGGUCCUGGAUGAGGCUGACCGCAUGUUGGACAUGGGUUUUGAGCCUCAGAUCAGACGCAUCGUGGAGCAGGACACGAUGCCACCCAAAGGCAUUCGUCACACCAUGAUGUUCAGUGCCACCUUCCCCAAGGAGAUCCAGAUCCUGGCUCGUGAUUUCCUGGAGGACUACAUUUUCCUGGCUGUGGGUCGCGUUGGUUCUACCUCAGAAAACAUCACCCAGAAGGUGGUGUGGGUGGAGGAGCCGGACAAGAGGUCCUUCCUCCUGGACCUGCUCAACGCCACAGGUAAAGACUCGCUGACGCUGGUGUUUGUGGAAACCAAGAAAGGCGCUGACGCCCUGGAGGACUUCCUGUACUGCGAAGGCUACGCCUGCACCAGCAUCCACGGGGACAGAUCCCAGAGAGACCGAGAGGAGGCGCUGCAUCAGUUCCGCUCCGGACGCAGCCCCAUCUUAGUGGCCACAGCCGUGGCUGCUCGAGGUCUGGACAUCUCCAACGUGAAGCACGUCAUAAACUUUGACUUGCCCAGUGACAUUGAGGAGUACGUUCACCGUAUUGGCCGUACGGGACGUGUGGGCAACCUCGGUCUGGCCACGUCGUUCUUUAACGACAAAAACAGCAACAUAACCAAAGAUUUGCUGGACAUCCUCGGGGAGGCGAAGCAGGAGGUUCCCUCCUGGUUGGAGAGUCUCGCCUACGACCACCAGCACAAGAGCAGCGGCCGCGGACGCUCCAAGAGGUUCUCUGGUGGUUUCGGAGCUCGGGAUUACCGUCAGACGCCCGGCGGCGCUGCAAACUUCGGUGGAAGCCGCGGAGGUCGUAGCACGGGAGGUCACGGAGGAAACCGCGGCUUCGGUGGAGGCGGCUUCGGCGGAAACUUCUACGGCAAUGACGGCUACGGAGGAAACUACAGUCACUCUGGUAGUGUGGAUUGGUGGGGCAACUAGUCAGCCUCAGGAGUCGGUUGCCAUGCCAACCCAGCCCAAUGGAAACCACAUGUUAACUCAAAGCCAGACCAUAAUAACCCUCCCUGUGUAGCUUCACUGACACACAGUACAUUACCAACCCUGGUUCUCUCUGCCAUCGGCGUCUCUGUGGCGUGAAAGUCAAACGUCAGCGGCUCGUGUGAGCGAGCGGCGCCGACGCCUCAGAGCGAGCGCCAAGUAUUUUUGUUCUUUUUGUGGGCGGGGAAACGGACGCAAGAAGAAAAACAAAGACACAAAGACACGUGAGGAUCACCUGUGUGUUAAUGUACUGUUGCCUUUUGAAUUUAAACAGGAAAUCUGUGUUUUCAUUUCACCACACCAAACACGGCCAAGAGCUCCAAAUUAGUUUUUACCCUUUGGUUUGGUGAAACAAAACAAAUAUAAAUAUGUGUAUAUGUAAAAGAGAGGUUUAAAAAAAAAAAACAAAGUUAAACUCAAACCUUGGCAAACACUGGGGGCGCUGUUGUUCCCGGGAAUCUUGAUUCCAUUUGAAGCUCAAAUUAAUGGCAGGAACAUCACGUAGCCUUUUUUUUAUGGUUAAAAAACAGCUACUGGAGCCGUUGACGCUGUCGCCACAGACUCGGCCGCUCUGUGACGCCAACACAAACACACAAAAACACACACAAACGCGUUUUAAUCCUUCGGACAAAGUUACAUUUCUUUUUUCUUUUCUUUGCUCACUCUAUCCUGGACAGGCUCCUUUUUCUGGACAUGAAAACCCAACAGCUGUCAUUCCUGUCGCAAUCUUAACAAACACAGAAGUCGUUAAAGCAGAUUAUCGCAGAUUAAUCUAAUUUAUGCUGGAACUUGUUACUCCACGUUUUUUUUUUCUUCAAUUGACUCGUCAGUGUUAUGGCAGCUAGUACGUUACAGAAUGCUAGCUACGUUAGUGGGCGGAGUUUUUCCUUUUUUUUACUUGAGACAUUUUUCGGUGCAGGUGUGUGCGCAAAAAAUUUAGCCUUUUUAUUUAGUUUUAUUUGUUUCUCUACAAAUAUGUUCUCAAAACAAGGAAAACAAAUGCCUGCCAUCUUGAAAGGUGAAGUUCAAAAUGGCCGCAUAAAGGACCACAGCAUCGGGAGGGCAGUCGCGUGGCGUGUUAGUGUUUACUGAAUCGAUCGGGAGCCACGAGGCACCACAUGGUAUUCUACGCUCGCUAGUGUUUUGUUUUUUGGUCAAGGGAGGAAGGAAGGACACGUGAGGGACGAGUGAGGACACGUGAGGACGAGUGAGUCGCAGGCUUAAACUUAAUUAACAAAGACGUUUUUCUCUUUUCAAGCUGCGUUGGAGGCAUCGGUUCAUCUGUAAGAGACGGGUGUCUGUUCAGGCGGGCGGAGCAGCUCGGUCCCGCCCACCACUGUGGUUCGGGAGGGGGCGGGGUUUAGGGCGUUAACCGUUGGGGUGGGGGGUGGGGUUUUCAGUGCACCUCAGUCGUCCGCAGCUUUGGUUUCCGUGGCUGCGUCGUGUACCUGGAGGUGGAGUUUCCACUUCCUGUCUGAGAGGAUGUCUUCAUCUGUCAGACGUGUUUAAAUAAAUCAGCGCAGACGUCUCCUCUGAGAGGAGCAGCUGUGAUGAAGAGGAGGAGGAGGAGGAGGCAGCGUUUGACCUCCCCCGUCUUCUCAUCGCGUGUGUUGUGCCUUGAAACCUUUUUCUCUUUUUGUUUGUCUUUAGUUUUAAAAGUUCUAGAACUAAAAGCGGAUGCACUGACAGUUUGUUGAGAGCUUGAGAUCGAUGGUGCUACUUGAUUCCGGUGUGUUGGCCUCUCGUGCGUCGUCGCGCCCAUCAAGUUUUACAGAAGUUCUUUUAUUGCACAUCUGGAGUUUUAUAUAGAUGUCUUUUUGACUACGUGUCCUUAAGCUUCCAAAUAUCGUGUGUGAGGAGAUCGUGAUUUAAAAAUAAAAGAAAACAAACGCAGCUUGUUUACAAAGGGGGAAGGGUUCUCAACGUGGGUUCUCAACGUUUAAACCAGGAUUUAUUUGGGACCAGGGGGAUUUAGCAGUCAGGGGGAAUUUAGCCAUUUGCACAGAUUUCUAGAUUCUACUUUUGCUGCUAGUGUUGUGUAAUUUAUUAAGCAUUUUUGACAAAUAUUUAUUUUUGUAAGCCUCAAAGUGAUUCUUUGAAAGUUUCAGAAACUUGACCAAAAGACAGUACAAAAACACUGGCACUUGAAUGUUGAAUGUCGCCUGUAUGCGUGAAAAUUUCUAUAUUUCGGGGUAGUGUGAGCUUUUUAAUGUUAAAAAAAUAAUAAUACAUUGGACUCGGUAAAAUAAUAUCCACAGCUGUUUUUUAGGCAAGGGGGGCGGGGCGUCGUCAGGGGCCCUCGUCGUCUCGAUCAGACUAAAAAAAGAAACUAAUUGAUCAACAAAUUUGAAAUGGAAUUAAAACAAAACAUGCCAAGGUUUGGAAUAAAGCUGUCAAAAUAAAAGGUAAAAAGUUUCCUAAGAAUAUUGGUCUUCAACUGUGUGCAUUAUUGAUUUCUUUUCCUCUAAUUUGACCCGAUUAUUGUUUUUCUCCAGUGAAUGUCUGGCACAUGGCAAUCCUUAAAGAAAACAUGUGGUUUAUUCUCAUUGUUGUAUUUACAUAUAUGACGUCUCUGGAGUUUGUGGGGCGUGGAACCGGUUCUGCUCGUCGACGGAACACGUCGUUGCGCGUCCGCGCCGACUCUGGAGCUCUUUAGAUGUUAGACUUUGCUUUUCUGUAUUAGCUUCUAGGCUCCUGCACUGCAUGGGAAAGAAAACUCAGCUGUGCACAAAAUUGUAUGAUUUUACCAAAAUAAAAUUGUUUGAAUGCAAAAAGGUGUGUGGAAAAAUCCAAGCAUGUUUCCUGAAGACUUGUUUACUGUAGUUUGUGCAGAAAAACCCUGUAGCAGCCUGCUGCCCCCUGGUGGUGAAACCGGGAGGACGAGCAGCAAAGUUGUGUUUGGUGAACGAACGUACGAACAAACAGGCUUCACUUGUUUUUGACAAAUAUAAAGAUUUCACUUGUCAAAUCA